CAACCUAUCGCACCGUCCAUCGUGCCAGAGAUAAAGCACCGCCACCGUGCAGUGAAGCCGCACAUCUGUCCGUGGGGUAAAACCGUGCAACGUCAGCCAGUUCAUUCGCGAACCUCGGUCCCAUUGGCGGUGCCUGUGUUUCUGUCUGUGUUCUUCCCAUACAGCCCGGCAAAGAGAAUGCCACAGCAAAAGCGUGUUCGAUUUAAGGAGGACGAACGACACGUGGUUAAGAACCUGCACCAGCUCAACAGUGGUGCAGUUUACGGUGCACUGUUGCUUGUGCUUGGCUGUGGGCUGCUGACGAGCUAUUUGGCCACACGGCUACCACCGGCGUUAACGGUGGGGGAUCUAGAACGUUCGCCCAACGCGUUUAUUGCCGAGCGUGCCUGGGCAAGUCUGAAGACGCUGAACGACCUGGGCCCAAAGCCGACUGGAAGUCAGGAAAAUGAAGUGAUGGCCUACGAGUUCCUGCUGAAGGAGGUACAACGAAUAGAAGCGUCAAAACAUGCCAACCAACAGCUCGAACUCGACAGCCAAACGGUGACCGGAGCGUUCAGUAUCUCACUGCUAAACCAAUCGAUGACCAGCAUGUAUCGGAACGUGCAGAAUCUGGUGGUGCGGUUGGUGGGUAACGAUGCUCGACAGGCGCUUCUGUUAAACUGCCACUUUGACACGGUGGCAAGCAGUCCGGGUGCUAGUGAUGACGGUGCCAGCUGUGCCGUGAUGUUGGAAGUUUUGCGUGUCUUAUCCCGCCAACCGGUGCGCACACGGCACACGGUACUCUUCCUGUUUAAUGGGGCCGAAGAAACGAUGCUUCAAGCUGCUCACGGGUUCAUCACACAGCACCGGUGGGCGGCCGAGGUGCGCGCGUUUCUCAACCUCGAAUCGUCCGGUUCCGGUGGGAAGGAGGUACUGUUCCAGGCUGGACCACAUCGUCCGUGGCUGAUCCAGGCAUACGCACGUGCCAUUCGGCAUCCGUUCGCGCACACCGUUGGGGAGGAAAUCUUCCAGCUGGGGUUGAUCCCGUCCGAUACGGAUUUCCGAAUGUUUCGCGAUUACGGCGAAGUGCCGGGGAUGGAUUUUGCACACAUUGCCAACGGGUACCGCUAUCACACGCGUUACGAUUCCAUGGACUUCCUAUCGCUUGAGGUGUUGCAGCGCACUGGGGACAAUGUGCUCGCACUGACGCGUGAUUUGGCCGAGUGUGAUGAGCUGGCAGCAUCAAAACUACCCACCGGUGAAACGGUUUUCUUCGACUUUAUCGGGUUUGUGUUUGUGCAUUACUCGGUCGCUAGCGGACGGUACAUCAAUUUAGCCGUUGCGCUACUCUCCGUGAUGGUGCCUUUGAUCGGCUUUUCCCGCAUGCGCUUCAAGGAUGUUUUGCGGGAAGUUACAUUCGGACUAGCGGGUACCGUAGUAGGAACAGUGUUUAGUCUAGUUGCAUGCACGACAAUAGCACGGCAGCUGGAUUUCUUCGGUAAAACCAUGACCUGGUACACGAACACGCAGCUGAUCCUGGGCAUUUACUGCUGUUCUGCGCUGUUGGCACAUUGCUUUGUCUAUCUAUUUCUUACGACGUUCUACACCAACGAUAAGAGCCACCUUUCGCUGGGUCAAAUGACCCAAGCACGACUGAUCGGAGUAAAUGUGUUCUGGAGCUUUGUAACACUAGCCGCAACGGGUGCCGGUUAUCGUAGUGGCUACAUACCCAUGGUUCUGCUCGCCUGUUCGCUCGCAUCGUCCCUGCUGAACAUCAUCCUCAAUGCGAGUCGAUCGCAUCGGCGUUGGAUUUACGUGCAUCUUACAUUCCAGCUGCCCGCGUUGUUAUGGUCAACCAACUUUUACAACGUGCUUAUACAACUGUUCGUACCAAUCACCGGUCGAUUUGGAGGAUCGCGCAAUCCCGAAGUGUUUAUCUCGCUGCUAGCGGCCGCUGGAACGCUACUGUGCUGUAGCUAUUUGAUUCCGUUUAUCGGACAGUUGCGACAAAUGAUUAAUUUCACCGCUAAGCUAUCUGCCGUUAUCGUAUUUACGCUGGCACUGGCAUGUCUGAGCCCACUUGGGUUUCCGUAUAGGGAUGAGAGCAUGGCCAAGGAUCCAACACCUCAACGACAUUACGUUACGCACACGUUCCGGGUGUUUCAUGACGAGUACGGACUGUACAAGCAUUCAGACGCCGGAUACCUGUUCCAGGAGAUGGACAGAAACACUCGAGCAACGAUUGAAGAGCACGUUGUGCCCGGUGAAACGCUUGUUCCGAUGCGACAGGUAAAUUCCUGCCAAACGGAACUGUUUUGUGCGUUACCGUUUUACUCCCUGUGGCAUCAGAUGCGAUUCAACAACUAUUGGCUGCCAGGCCCGGAACCGAUCGUCGAUAAUAUGGUCACGAUGGCUUAUCUAGGUACGGAGCAGCUCGACACGCAUUCCCAGCGUUUGCUGUUUACCAUGGAAGGAAGCAUACAGUCGUCCAUCAUUAUUGGACCGAAGAAAGGCGUACAGUUGGUGGGCUGGUCGUUGCUAGACCAUGUGCCACCGCCAGCAACGUUCAGUGGCCGUGAUGGACACUUUAUCUUUAUUACCCAUGGCCUGCCGGGGAAGGCGUGGAACAUGACCGUUGAUGUGCAAUACGAUCAUCCGAAAGAAAACGGCAAUCUGGUAGAUAUCGUUGUUACAACCAAGUUCUGGCAGUAUCAACACAUGCAUACGGCCGAAUUCGAGGAGCUGCUAGCAAGAUUCCCGUCCUGGGCGCACGUUGUUCCGUCGGUGGCGGUGGUUAGUGUGUUUCCGCUCUAGUUCCCGGCGUCCCCAGGGGCGGGGAAUAUGAUUACGGUGUCCGUUCGAUUAUGUAAAUUUUAUUAAACCGAUCGAUACACAUCUGUGCGGUUUGGUUUAACGCCAUCCCUGCAACCGUGCGUAAACCGGGGUUUUGACACUUGACACAGAGCACUGCACUUUUAAACAGAAGACUAAAUAAAAUGUGAUUUCUGGGAAAAAUAAAACUGUAGCAAUGUGCACACUUA
Molecule: messenger RNA, 3020 nt
Organism: Anopheles stephensi (Asian malaria mosquito)
Lineage: Eukaryota; Metazoa; Arthropoda; Insecta; Diptera; Culicidae
Product: endoplasmic reticulum metallopeptidase 1-like
Exons: 5
Coding region: 178-2793 (871 amino acids)
Biological process (GO): proteolysis
Molecular function (GO): metalloexopeptidase activity
Source: RefSeq, a predicted model, not a curated record